Molecule: messenger RNA, 498 nt
Organism: Teleopsis dalmanni
Lineage: Eukaryota; Metazoa; Arthropoda; Insecta; Diptera; Diopsidae
Exons: 1
Coding region: 1-498 (165 amino acids)
Source: RefSeq, a predicted model, not a curated record
AUGUUAAUAGGAGCUGAUUGCUUCUUCGAAAUGUUACGCAGUGGGCAAUUAAGGUUGGGCCGUAAUUUAUCAAUGUUACAAGAAACAGUUUUAGGUUGGAUAGUGUCAGGAUGGUACAGUUCAUCGAAACAUGUUAUCAAUAAGUCAUAUCAUAUAACCAAGGUAGAUACUGAUAUCGAAUCAAUCAAUAAAAACUUAGAGUAUCUGUGGCUAUUACAAGACACAGCCAGUAUACGUAAGAAAUGGAACGAAGAAGAGCAAUUAUGUGAAGAAGCAUUUGUGAAAACUACUACCACUUUACCAGAUGGUAGAAUUGAGGUUCAAUUACCGUUUAAAGAAUCGCCUUUAUUACUCGGAGACUCGUACAAUGUAGCAUUAAAGCGUUUUCAUUCGUUGGAAAUACGUUUAUCCCACAAUUGUGAAUUAAAGUAUCAAUAUACAAACUUUAUGAAAGAGUAUGAGCAGUUAAAUCAUAUGACGGAAGUGCGAAACGUAUAA